AUGGCCACCCGACUGCUGCGCUCGUGCGUUGCCCUCGUAUCCGUCCUGGUCUGGCCAGCAAUUUUAUUGACUGUCUUUCCGUUCGCCGUUCUCGCUUUCUCGCCAAUGAUCGCGCUCGGCCUCUGCAGCUCCGACAGCGCUGUCGGCAUCCCUCCCGCCCUCCUCGCCUGGCGUCGCCUUCCAUACCUGAUUCCGACGAUGCUCUUUGUCGACCUGCCAAUCGCCGUCUUAUUUUUCUUAGUGAUAGCACUCUUCGAGCUUCUGUUCCUCCGAAACCCCCUCAUCCUCGCCGUCUACAGCCGCUGCCACGCCUCACGGCUUCCCUACCGCCAGCUGACGUCCCCCGACGCCGAGUCCGGUCUUCACGCUCGUGAACGGUCGCGCGCAAAUUCCAACGACGGCGCCCGCUACCACGAGCACGCCUCCAUCUGGGCUGCCCUCGAGGGCGACGGCGACAUGGUCCGGCCGGGAGAUGUGCGGCUGAUCAGUCUGAACUGGCUCUUGGCGCUGGCAGAGCGGGGCGGCGUGCUCCCGCGGCGGCAGGACCUUCCAGAGGAGGCGUUCUUAAGCUCUGCUCAGCUGAGGCGGAUCGAGCAAAGCGCCAGGCUCGGCUUCAACUCCGCCGGCUCUGGGGAGGCCUUUGAGCGCUUCAUCAAGGAGCCCUCCCCCUCAUCCUUUCUCGGGUUUUUCAUGGGCUUUUUCGGCCGCAAGCGCAACCCCGACGGGCUGCUUCCCAUCGUCUCCGUCUCCUACUGCUGGCUCGAGGCGGCGCAUCCGGAUCGAGAGGGCCGCCAGCUCCAGCUGCUCUGCCGCAAGCUGCGGGGCCUCUACGGCGGGCGCGGCCUGCUCGGCGCGUGCCGCGAGUACGGCUUCUCGGACAUGGGCGUGUUUCUGGACUGGUGCUCGGGCUACCAGAAGGACCCGGCGCAGUGGCGGGAGUGGAUGUCGGCGGCUGUGGAGGCAGCAGCCGUGAAGAUACAGGCGCUCCUCCGCGGCCGACUAUCGCGGGGUAACAGUCUGUUGGAUCUCCCACGCCGCGACAGUCAUACGGCCAGGCAUCAGUACGAGGCGCUGCCGGACGGGGCGCUGACCUUGAGGGGGAGCGGAGAGCUGAGAGAAAUGGAGGGCGGAGAGCGGAUGGUCGCCGAGCGGCGCGCGUACGAGGAGAGCCGGUCGGGCGAGGAGAAGGCCGCCUUCGGUCGCAUGCUGGAGAACACGAUGGACCUCUGGUACACGCACGCCUCGGUCACUGUCGUGCUGCUCACGCAGCUGCCCGACGAGCUGCCCGCCGGCUUUGACCGAAGCCGGACCUACGACGCUCGCGGCUGGACGACAUUCGAGCGGUGCUCCGCAGAGCUGGGCGCAAAGCCCGCCUGUUUGGGCUUUGCCAAGUGGAAGCUCGUCAUCGACGUCGCCAGCGACGACGGCGGCGCUCAGCGGCGGCUCCCCGCGACUCCGGAGCGCAUGGCGAAGCUGCUCGCCGCUUGCCGCUUCACCAACGGCGCGGACUCGUCGACCGUGCUGACGCUCUACGAGAAGACGGCGAAGGCAGUGCUGGGCACCGUCGAGAAGCUCGACUACAGGGGUUUGCCGAUCGUGCGUGGCGACGCGUGGACUAGCCCGGCGCUGUUGGCGGAGGCGCUGAACUAUUGCGAGAGCCUCCGGUACCUCGGCUUAGGAGGGGCGCGCCUCGACGACGAGGGCGUGGCGGAGCUUGCAGCAGGGCUCGAGGAUGGCGCGCUCCCGGCGCUUGAGUCCCUCAUCGUAGCGUCAAACCGCUACGGCGCGCGCGGCGUCGGCGCGCUCUGCGGCGUGUUUCAUCGCGGCGUGGCGCCGACUCUGCAGACACUCGCCGUCGGUUUCACGCCUAUUGGAGAUGAGGGAGCCGCGGCGCUAGCUACGGCGCUGGCGACGGGCAAGCCGUCCCAUGCGCUGGUCUUGACGUUCUGCGACGUGGGUGACGAGGGCGCGAUGGCUGUCGCGGCUGCCCUCCCGGCCGCGGGUCAGGGAUUUCGCGUGACCGCCAUGUGGAAUCCGAUCGGUCUCACGGGCCAGGCGGCACUACUAGAGGCGCUCGAGACGAAGCACGGGCCGCAGCUGGGGCAUGCGCUAGCGGUGAUGCAGGUUAGCUUGCUUCCCAUGUCGACCUCGCUCGUGCGCGCGUGGGGGCGAGGCUGGCGCCGUGUGGAAGAGAGCGGCCGAGUCAUCAUAAUAUGA
This is a messenger RNA of Emiliania huxleyi CCMP1516, 2217 nucleotides long. RefSeq lists its product as hypothetical. Gene Ontology annotation, molecular function: small GTPase binding; GTPase activator activity. The record is from RefSeq and is a predicted model, not a curated record. Gene Ontology annotation, cellular component: nucleus; cytosol; perinuclear region of cytoplasm. Lineage: Eukaryota; Haptophyta; Isochrysidales; Noelaerhabdaceae. The transcript has 3 exons. Gene Ontology annotation, biological process: nucleocytoplasmic transport; activation of GTPase activity. The coding region runs from base 1 to 2217 and encodes 738 amino acids.